Messenger RNA from Brassica oleracea var. oleracea, 921 nucleotides. RefSeq lists its product as uncharacterized. The record is from RefSeq and is a predicted model, not a curated record. Bases 19 to 921 code for a protein of 300 amino acids. The transcript is spliced from 2 exons. NCBI's taxonomy places the organism in Eukaryota, Viridiplantae, Streptophyta, Magnoliopsida, Brassicales, Brassicaceae.
UUCCUCGGAUCCUUAACAAUGAAUCCUCGUCACAACGAGAUCGCUCCUUUAAACACAAGCUCCGCCAACUCCCCUCGAUUCCCGAGUCCUCGUACCAAUGGUGGCGGCGAGAGUGGCCCAAGAGGCGGCAUGCCGCGUCCUCGCGGGAGAAUAUUACCACCGCUUCUACCGUAUCCUCAGAUCCCACAGACCCGUCCGCCAAUGAGGUUGCCGAUGUAUCAACCGUCGUCGCGGCCUGUCUUCUCCUUCGGCUCACAACCGCCCAUGACCCCUGCACCGUCGUGGUUACCAUAUUAUCCGCCAGCGCCGGCCGCUAACUACAACGCCGCUUUGCCUCCGCUUCCGUUCACGAGGCCUACCACCUCGGUAUACUCUGGUGGUAGUAUCCCGCGGAGGAAUGCUCACAGAAGGAGAAACCGUUAUAACGUUCCUCCUUCGAGUUCGCAGAGGCCUCAGAGUGCUGACCGAAUGAUCUACCCGAGGCCUAUAGAGAUGCCCUUUAGCGCGAUGAUGCCAAACGAAGCAGGCGAUGUCAUGAACGUGUUGCUCACUGACUAUGUGGACCCGGACAAGAUUUUUUAUGAUUAUAACGAGGAUGACUUGGUGAUAAUCUUUGGAGAUUCGGAUAAUGUGAAAAGCAGUGGUAGUGAGAAUAGGAGUGAAGAUGCUUCGGGUGUAACGAGUGUUUCAAUGAAUAGUAAUCUCGAUGGUAACGAAUCACCGAAGCUGCCUCCUCCCACAGGGAAUCUUCAGGGUGUAACCAAUUCAGCUAAUAGAAACGAGAAUGCCUUCGAGAUUGAGAAAGGCGUGGGACACAGUGAUGAGAUUGCUCCAUCUGAUCCUAACCAUGCCAAAAGAAUCUUGGAUAACGGGGAAUCAUCUGGACAUUCAAGUGCGAAGAAGGCGCGGCGCCUUAACUAG